AUACAAAACCCUGUUAUAGGGUUUUAACAUCUCUCUCUAGCCUUAAACGCCCACAGAAUCACCAAACUCUCCGCAUCUCUCUUUCUUUCCCCAGGUAAGUUUAAAGAAACUAGCUCCGCCCCCGUUUACCAUUUCUAUUCUUCCUCAAACCCAAAUUCAGUUGAACUAAAACGAAGAAGGAGCCGACUUUUUCUCAACCUACACUGCAAAGUUUCUCAAUUUCAAUUGCGAUUCGAAGAUCGUGACUAUGGCCAGAGGCGUAGCUAGAGUUUUGCGUAGAGCGUUUACUUCCAGAGCUAGGGUUCUGUCCUCGACCCGAAAUUUCCACACUUGCAGAGAAACUCACUGCAGAUCUCUUGCUAAUCCCGAAUCUCAUGUUCUACCCACGACCCGGUUUGUUUCGAAUAGUCCGGUUCGGAUUCGCCUUCCAUGGAACGAUUACACACUUGGGUUUGGUAAAGUUAGAUGCUUUUCUUCAACGGUUGACAGUAAAGGCGAAAACGACGAGAACAAACUUGAAUCCAAUAUAGAAGACUGUGAAGAAGAAGAAAGCCUUCUUGGUUCUGACUCCGAGAGUGACGGUUACGACGAGGAAGGCGUGGUUAACGAGCUUGGCGUUGUAGACGAUUCAGCUGUUUCCGAUGUCUUUUCUAAUAACAACAGCCCAGAGAGCAGCGAAGCUGCUCGUGCUUUAAACGCUGCGUAUCAUGAUCCCGCGGCUCUGUACAAAGAGCUUAGAGGAAGUGAAGUGCGUUCUAACCUUCAGCGUAGCGAAUGGGAUACAUUACACGAGAUCUUCGGUUACUUUACACAGUCUGUCUACAUCGGUAAAUCGUUUUUCCCAACAGCUGUUGCCAAGUUCCGUGACUUCUUCUUCGAGACGUGUAACCUCGAGGUUGUUCAAGGUCUUGUCCGCGUUGGGGCAACAGAUGACGCCGUUAAGUUUCUAUUCCCCGUGUUUGUCGAGUUCUGUAUCGAAGAGUUUCCUGACGAGAUCAAGCGUUUCAAGAGCGUUGUUGAUUCCGCAGACCUCACCAGACCCGCUACUUGGUUUCCUUUCGCUAGAGCUAUGAAGCGUAAGAUCGUUUACCAUUGUGGACCGACCAAUAGCGGCAAGACUUAUAAUGCUCUGCAAAGGUUUAUGGAAGCGAAGAACGGUUUGUAUUGCAGCCCGCUUCGGUUGUUAGCUAUGGAGGUUUUCGAUAAGGUGAAUGCUUUAGGGGUUUACUGUAGUCUCUUGACUGGACAGGAGAAGAAACACGUCCCCUUCGCGAAACAUGUUUCUUGUACCGUUGAGAUGGUGUCUACAGAUGAGUUAUACGAAGUGGCUGUGAUCGAUGAGAUUCAGAUGAUGGCUGAUCCUAGCAGAGGUCACGCUUGGACUAAAGCUCUGCUCGGUUUAAAAGCAGAUGAGAUUCAUUUGUGCGGAGACCCGAGUGUGUUGGAGAUUGUGCGUAAGAUGUGUAGCGAAACAGGAGAUGAGUUGGUCGAAGAGCAUUACGAGAGGUUUAAACCGUUGGUCGUUGAAGGUAAGACUUUAUUAGGAGAUCUUAAGAACGUUAAGUCAGGAGAUUGUGUUGUUGCCUUCUCAAGAAGAGAGAUAUUCGAAGUGAAAAUGGCGAUAGAGAAACACACAAAGCAUCGCUGCUGUGUUAUCUACGGCGCGUUGCCUCCCGAGACGAGGAGACAGCAAGCGAAUCUGUUCAACGACCAAGAGAACGAGUACGAUGUUUUGGUCGCUAGUGAUGCCGUUGGGAUGGGGCUGAAUCUCAACAUAAGACGGGUUGUGUUCUACAGUCUGAGCAAGUAUAACGGCGAUAAGGUUGUGCCUGUACCGGCUUCGCAGGUGAAGCAGAUCGCCGGGAGAGCUGGAAGGAGAGGGAGCCGCUAUCCAGAUGGACUCACGACGACGUUACACUUGGAAGAUCUAACUUACCUGAUAGAGUGUCUGCAGCAACCGUUUGAUGAAGUUAGAAAAGUGGGGUUGUUCCCUUUCUUUGAACAGAUUGAGAUUUUCGCUGCGAAAGUUCCCGACAUGGCGUUUUCGAAGCUCUUGGAGCAUUUCGGUAAGCACUGCAGGCUGGACGGUUCUUACUUCCUGUGCCGUCACGAUCACGUCAAGAAAGUAGCAAACAUGCUGGAGAAAGUGCAAGGGUUGUCUCUAGAAGACCGGUUUAACUUCUGUUUUGCGCCGGUUAAUAUCAGGAACCCGAAAGCGAUGUACCAUUUGUAUCGGAUGGCGUCUACUUACAGCCAAGAUAUGCCGGUUAAUGUGGCCAUGGGGAUGCCGAAGAGUUCCGCUAGGAACGAUACAGAGCUGUUGGAUUUGGAGAGCAGACAUCAGGUUUUGUCUAUGUAUCUUUGGUUGUCUAAUCAGUUUGAAGAGAAGAACUUUCCGUUUGUGGAGAAGGUUGAAGCGAUGGCUACGAAUAUUGCAGAGUUGUUGGGUGAAUCUCUGACUAAAGCUAAUUGGAAGAUGGAGUCGAAAGAAGAGGUGAUGAAGGGUCAGAAGAAAGAAGAUGGAGGAGGAUAUGAGAGACCAACUUCACUGAUUAAGUUGGUUCGUAAUAAGUAAAGCAAAUUCAAGAUUGUGUUUGAGCGAAUCUUUUGUAUCUUUGUGGAUUUUGCUGAAAGUUUUGUCUGCAACUAGUUUAUAAGAAAUGGGGGGAUAUCAAAUCUUUAUUUAUUGUAUAUAUGACACGAGAGGCGAGCAUUAAA
Molecule: messenger RNA, 2718 nt
Organism: Brassica oleracea var. oleracea
Lineage: Eukaryota; Viridiplantae; Streptophyta; Magnoliopsida; Brassicales; Brassicaceae
Product: ATP-dependent RNA helicase SUV3L, mitochondrial
Biological process (GO): mitochondrial RNA 3'-end processing; RNA catabolic process
Cellular component (GO): mitochondrial degradosome
Molecular function (GO): ATP binding; RNA helicase activity; hydrolase activity, acting on acid anhydrides
Source: RefSeq, a predicted model, not a curated record